AUGGAAUUUCCUUUUAUCGGAAACCCCCGCCAACUUGCUGGCUCACUACGUCAUCGUUCUCUCACAAAUCUUGCAAACAAGUACGGGCCCUUCGCGCAUCUUCAACUUGGACAGGUUUCUCAUCUCAUAGUGUCUUCACCUGAAUAUGCCAAAGAAAUAUUGAAGACACAUGAUCGGGUCUUUGCAAAUAGGCCAAAAAGUCUUGCCACUGACGUCUUUUCUUACAUUAGUACAGAUAUUGUCUUCUCUCCAUAUGGAAAUUAUUGGAGGCAACUUCGAAAGAUUUGCCUAUUAGAGCUUUUCUCACCGAAGAGGGUUCAAAUUUUUAGAAGAAUAAAGGAAGAGGAGGUAUCGGCACUUUUGAGGAACAUCUGUGAGCAUGAAGGUUUUGCCAUAAACCUUAGCAAAAAUAUCUUCGCACUCACAAAUUCUAUAGUAGCAAGAGCAGCCUUUGGCAAAAAGACAGAUAAUGUAGAAUAUAUCCUACAUAAUCUGCAAGAUGUGACAGAGCUAAGUUCUGGCUUAUCAAUUUCCGAUUUUUAUCCUUCACUGAAACUUAUUAGUGUUGUCACUGGGAUGAGAGCUCGAAUUAUGAAAGCGCAGAAAGAUGGUGAUAGAGUGUUCGAUGAUAUCAUCAGGGAACACAUAGAAAAGAAAAGGAACAAUGAUGGAGAGUACGAGGAGGAUCUGGUUGAUGUUCUUCUCAGGAUUCAAAAGGAUAAUGACUUUGAGAUCCCGUUAUCUUUCGAAAACAUUAAAGCAGUUCUUAAAGAUGUUUUAUUUGCUGGAACUGAAACAACAGCAACUACAACAAAACGGGCAAUGUCAGAAUUGCUCAAAAACCCGGAGGCUAUGAAAGAGGCACAGAUAGAGAUACACAGAAACAACAUUAAAACCUUAUCAUCAGAUAGAAGAGAAAAGGCCUAUAAAUUUCUAAUUUUAUAA
This is a messenger RNA of Neltuma alba, 945 nucleotides long. RefSeq names its product tabersonine 16-hydroxylase 1-like. NCBI's taxonomy places the organism in Eukaryota, Viridiplantae, Streptophyta, Magnoliopsida, Fabales, Fabaceae. The transcript is spliced from 3 exons. Bases 1 to 945 code for a protein of 314 amino acids. Gene Ontology annotation, molecular function: monooxygenase activity; heme binding; iron ion binding. The record is from RefSeq and is a predicted model, not a curated record.